Messenger RNA from Porites lobata, 696 nucleotides. Lineage: Eukaryota; Metazoa; Cnidaria; Anthozoa; Scleractinia; Poritidae. The record is from the annotation of a GenBank genome assembly.
AUGUCGGAAAACAUUAUAACGUCAGAUGGGCUACUAAAUGCCCCUGGCACAAGCAAUGCCUUUGAGAAUGAGGAUAAGAUGGAAGUCUCAUACGACAUCGCUAACGAGGAUGAUCUACUCGGCAAGUCCGAUGACGACGAACAAAUCCUUCCAUAUCAAGUGCCUAGAAAACCUAAACAGCCUAAACAGCAACGUCAAAGCCGCGACAGGCGCCCUCAAAGGAGUACCAGCGAACCAAGGACAGAACAGUACCGAAAACGUCGCAGAACCGUAAACGGAGCCAUAGCCUAUCCGCGGAGGACAAAAUUAGCCAAGCCGAAGGUGCGAUCAAAGCUUUAAAAAGGCACACGGACAGGGGAACUUGCCCAGAAAACGUACAAUAUAGGGCGAGGGCCAAAAUAUCCCUCAGCGGACGAGGACUUCAAGAGAGAGAUAAAACAAAUCCGUAAGAACGCGGAGCAAGAAACACUCAAUGCGAUUAUACGAUUCCAUCAACGAGAAAUCGGCCGUUUUAAGGCCGAAACCGUGAAAGGAAAGCGAGCCGCACCGGUUAUAGCACUGAACACUAAGAACUGUAGUAUGAUUGAACCAGCGCGCGCAGCGCAAGCUGAAAACAACGUAACGAUCGAAACAGUAAAACACUUUGGCACAAAUCGCCCAGUUCGGCAAUAUGAUGGAAAAACUAGGAGCAAUUGA